AUGGGUGGCUCUUGUGAGGCAGGAUUCAAAAUCUGUUCGUGUGCUUGGUUCGACAUUGCAAAUAUUGCUAACCUGCACCACAGCCCGAAACUUGGCAUCUACGUCGUUGACGAAGGAGGUGUCAAGUGCGUGCUCACGCUCCCAUUACACUCGGUGAGGGGCGCCAGGUUUCAGUCUCAUUCGCAUUGGAAGAUCGCAGGAGGACCCCCGGUUAUUAAGAGCUCUAUAGGGACCGCAGUGCUCCAUAGAGCUACUGCGAGCAGAGGAUCACGAUGGCCUACGUACUGGCUUGUCCGGUACAUCUAUGCCUUCAAUUGA
Messenger RNA from Cyclocybe aegerita, 318 nucleotides. NCBI's taxonomy places the organism in Eukaryota, Fungi, Basidiomycota, Agaricomycetes, Agaricales, Hemipholiotaceae. The record is from the annotation of a GenBank genome assembly.